Messenger RNA from Penicillium expansum, 2184 nucleotides. Its product is annotated as Peptide methionine sulfoxide reductase MrsB. The transcript has 4 exons. The record is from RefSeq and is a predicted model, not a curated record. The coding region runs from base 1 to 2184 and encodes 727 amino acids. Lineage: Eukaryota; Fungi; Ascomycota; Eurotiomycetes; Eurotiales; Aspergillaceae. Gene Ontology annotation, biological process: protein repair; response to oxidative stress. Gene Ontology annotation, molecular function: peptide-methionine (R)-S-oxide reductase activity; ubiquitin binding.
AUGGGGGACUGUGGCGAUGAGCUCUUCAAGGAGCUUGAAAGCACAUACUGUCCACCGAUUGAUCCUGCACUGUUCGUUGCGAUCGUAUCAGACUUUGACCUGGCGAUCCCCACUCAGGUCGAACAGUUACGCGAAACCCUGGACGUGCUGAACGCAUCUGCUGUUGAGCAAGAAAACUUGCCAUUUGACCCCACAGGUACAACCAACCUUCGAAACUCCGAUGUCUCAGGCUCUUUGAUCGGCGAAUCGUCUGACGAUGCAUCCUCGAAUUUUACAAGCUGGCCAUCGCUUGAAAAUUAUGAACAGGAGAAUGGCGACUCCAACAGCACCAGCCGCGAAGCUGAAAGGAUCAAAGGCUCCAAGCUUGCAUAUACCUUUUUGGGUAUGACAACUGCAGACAAGGCACAGAACUUGAUUAGCAUGUUCCCAACUAUUACUCGUCUGGAAGCUGAGCGUAUCCUCGAAGAUUGUCAUGACAACCUCAGCCGCUCGAUGGACGUCUUGCUCAAUCUUGCUUUCAUUGAAGAGACACAAAUUGCCAGAGAAAUUCCCCAACAGACCCCGAAGGAGGCCGCUCAAGACAGUCAAUCCUCCAUCCCCAAGUCAAUCGAUGGCUUCCAGGCCAAGGAGAAUCAGAACGGUGGCGGCCAAAAAUCCCGAAAGAAGAAAAAGCAGAAACAACGUCGAGUUGAUCUAGCAUCCCACGCUAUGAAUAACACUACCAAUAAAUGGGAGGCAGGAAAGAAAGAUAUCGAAUUUCUUUCCUCGCGGGCCUGCGCUUUGCAGAGGGAGAAAAUUGCCUCGACUUAUCAUGAAAAUUCAAUGUCACUCUGUGCAACAAUCAGAGUCUUGGCACAGGCCCAUGCGCCCACAGACAUCCAUGAGAUUGAAGACGAUCCUGUACUCGUCACGCAAGUGGGGGAGCUUAGUCACAAGUACCCCGGAAUCAAUCCGUUGACUUUAAGCGGCUUGAUUCGAAUUGCAAAUAAUGAAAUCCCAGCCGCAGAUGAACUGGCUGACACUUUGGCUCGCCGCCCUGAUCUGACUUCGGUUUCAAAUAUUAUCAGUUUCGUGUCAUCCCCGGUUGCUCUCGGUGACGAAGAGGAGAAUUUGGCCCCAACUCAGCAGACAGAUAGUGCUUCGGAUUUCAUGGAUUUCAACGAAGCUGCUGCUGCCGCCAACUCUCACUUCGCAGCGCGAUCAGUUGCGCUUGCCCAGGCAUCCCAGGCCGCCCGCCGCGCACGCUCCAACCCCCUCUACGGCGGCGCCUCUGCAUACUACCGGGACGUCGGAAACGAGCAACGCCAGCUUGCAAUGCGGCAUUUGGCCACAGCUUCAGACCGGCUGGUGGCCCGCCAGUCGACCCAAUACGACCUGGAUCUGCAUGGUGUGACGGUGGCAAACGCGAUCAGAAUCGCCCGUGAGCGCGUGCAGGCGUGGUGGGACGGGCUGGGGGAUCAGAAGUACGUUCGUGGUGGGGGACAACACUCCCAUGGCGGGUUCAAUAUUGUGUGCGGUGUUGGUCACCACUCCCUCGACCGCAAGUCACAUAUUGGACCCGCCGUGUGGAACAUGCUGUUGAAGGAGGGGUGGCGCGUGGAGCUUAAUCGGGGCUCCAUACUUUUGUCCUCAACGCGCAAGCCUCCUCAUUCGAAGACAAGCACCAAGGCUCUUAUAGCUGCACCGACCAUUCCUUUUUUCGGUGCCUUCUUUAGCUCCAACCGCACCCCUGAACAAACAACCGAAACCAUGUCGCCCCCCAACCAGAGAAGCGAAGAUGAGUGGAGAGCUGUUCUGAACCCAGAACAAUUCCGCAUUCUCCGUGAGAAGGGUACUGAGCGCGCUGGCACCGGUGAAUACGAUUCCCACUACCCGUCCAAAGGCGUCUACAAUUGUGCUGGUUGCGAUGCGCCACUUUAUACUGCCGAUCACAAGUUCAAAUCUGGCUGUGGAUGGCCAGCAUACUUUGAUUCCAUCCCUGGUGCUGUAACUAGACACGUUGAUACCACAUUUGGCAUGAAGCGGACAGAGAUCGUAUGCACGAACUGUGGGGGUCACCUCGGCCAUGUAUUCGAGGGUGAGGGGUAUCAGACUCCCACGGAUGAGCGUCACUGUGUGAAUAGUGUCAGUCUGCGUUUUACAGAAGAUGCCAGCGCUGCUAAGAAUCCUCGGGCGAAAGCUUGA